Messenger RNA from Hippocampus comes (tiger tail seahorse), 1036 nucleotides. Its product is annotated as tetraspanin-8-like. The transcript has 5 exons. Bases 70 to 531 code for a protein of 153 amino acids. Lineage: Eukaryota; Metazoa; Chordata; Actinopteri; Syngnathiformes; Syngnathidae. The record is from RefSeq and is a predicted model, not a curated record. Gene Ontology annotation, cellular component: membrane.
CACCCGGUCUGACGAACGACGCCGCAAGCCGACCCGUCCGCCUUCUCUCUUUCGCAGAUCAUUAAGCUCAUGUCCAAAUUCUACCUGAGCAUGCAGCCAAUUAACAGCACCAGCGAGGUGGACAUGAAAAUCCUGACGGAGACCCAGAUCGAAUUGGAGUGCUGCGGAGUGCAACACGGCUAUGUGGAGUGGGGCUACAACAUCUCCGAGUCGUGCCUGUGCAAGGGCGCCGUGGAGGACUGCGUGGCCGCCCCCAGGAACAGCAGCCUGUUUCAGCCUGCAGAGGGCACGCCAGUCAUGAUUUAUAAAGAACCAUGUCUUCCGAAACUGAUCUCACAUUUAAACGUGGCCAUCAACACGACGGUGGGCGUCUCAAUGGGCCUGACUUCACUUUGGGUGUUGUCCUGCAUGCUGAGCAUCGCCAUCUUGUGUCAGCUGAGAGAGAAAAAGGACACGCUGGUGGUGGCGUACAGUCGAGAAGCCAAAACGGGCAACUACGCCGUCCUCGCCGAACCGGCCGAGCUCACCUGAUCGUAUCGGCGCGCCAGAAAUGAUUAACGUCCAUUGUGUGUUCUCGUCGUGUGGAAUCAGAGCUUAACUUAACCAAAAUACGCAUCCUCUGAUUCGUGAAUGUGUUUUGUGCAAUCGGGUGCAAGUGUGGGAUUUCUCGACUGUCUUUUGCAUGUAAGGAAUUCCGUCAUGUUUUCACUGUGAUGUGUAGGUCGUUUCCUAUCGUUUUGUUUUUAAAAUUGAGUUGUGCAAUAAAAUGAUUGAAAUUUGAUUUGGACUUUGUAAGGUGCAUUCAAACUCCACUCUUAUGAUUAUAAUUUACAUGUCAACGAUUGCAAGAUGUUUUUUUUUGUUUUUUAAUUUUAAUUCACAUGGGGAAUUUUGCUUUAUCGAGAUAUUGUAACUUUUUUCAUCAUUUAAUAUAUUUUUACAUUGUGAUUAAAAUUGGGAAAAAACGUACGUCUUUAUGUGAGCAUUUUUAAAGAUGGAGAUUUUACCAUGUUAUAACUACAAACCUGUGUAUUAC